Molecule: messenger RNA, 573 nt
Organism: Fomitiporia mediterranea MF3/22
Lineage: Eukaryota; Fungi; Basidiomycota; Agaricomycetes; Hymenochaetales; Hymenochaetaceae
Product: phosphatases II
Exons: 4
Coding region: 1-573 (190 amino acids)
Biological process (GO): protein dephosphorylation
Cellular component (GO): nucleus
Molecular function (GO): protein tyrosine/serine/threonine phosphatase activity
Source: RefSeq, a predicted model, not a curated record
AUGGGUUGGAGACAUCACGUAGACCCGGUUAUUGAAGGAAAGCUCUACAUUGGGAAUAUUACUACUGCGUGCAGCUCACACGCCCUGCACGACAGGAGAAUAACGCACAUUGUAUCCGUCUGCAACGAACCAAUCCCUGCACAACAUCCGCAAUCCGGAUACUUUACACACAAGGUCCCCGUUGAGGAUCACCCGGCGGAGGACAUAUUGAUACACCUCCCGGUAGCUUGCCAGUUCAUCCAUACUGCGAUGCAGACGCACGGUGCUGUCGUCCUGGUACAUUGCGUACAAGGACUCUCAAGGAGCGCUUGCGUUGUAGCUGCUUAUCUGAUGUGGGCCCGGCGAAUGUCAGCAACAGACGCAAUGACCGUUGUACGACAGUCGCGAGAACAGGUCUGGAUUAAUCCAAGUUUCCAAGAGCAGCUCACCGUCUUCGAAGCGUGUCGCUACGCACCACACCCGAAUGAUGGUGUCUACCGAAUGUGGCGCAUGAGACUCGAAGACGCACGCAGACGGAUUGCCGCCGAACAGGCACGACAAGCUGGACCGUCUUACAGACCUGGCUGGAGCUAA